Conger conger (European conger) is the source of this 1484-nucleotide messenger RNA. Its product is annotated as actin-related protein 3. Bases 184 to 1440 code for a protein of 418 amino acids. Gene Ontology annotation, biological process: Arp2/3 complex-mediated actin nucleation. The transcript is spliced from 12 exons. Lineage: Eukaryota; Metazoa; Chordata; Actinopteri; Anguilliformes; Congridae. Gene Ontology annotation, molecular function: actin filament binding. The record is from RefSeq and is a predicted model, not a curated record. Gene Ontology annotation, cellular component: Arp2/3 protein complex; actin cortical patch.
UUGCUCAGCGUCGGCCAUCUUGCCUCCCCUUGUCUGCCUCUUAGCAGGAGUGCGGAAGUGGAAACUUCACUGUGUGCGGGUGCAGGGUUCCGCCUGAAUCAUCAGACAGCACCUCUCUGCCCGUCACAGAUUAGUUUCCAUCAAAAUCGCACCCUUAAAUACUACCCGUAAAGCACACAAGAGAUGGCUGGACGGUUACCGGCAUGUGUAGUGGACUGUGGUACUGGAUACACAAAACUGGGCUAUGCAGGGAAUACAGAGCCACAGUUCAUUGUUCCAUCAUGUAUCGCCAUCAAAGAGUCGGCCAAGGUCGGGGACCAGGCCCAGCGCAGGAUGAUGAAGGGGGUGGACGACCUGGACUUCUUCAUCGGUGAUGAGGCCAUCGACAAACCGUCAUAUGCCACUAAGUGGCCGAUCCGUCACGGCAUCGUGGAAGACUGGGACUUGAUGGAGAGAUUCAUGGAACAGGUCAUCUUCAAGUACCUGCGGGCAGAACCUGAAGACCACUACUUCCUGUUGACAGAGCCUCCAUUGAACACGCCAGAGAACCGCGAAUACACGGCCGAGAUCAUGUUUGAGUCCUUUAACGUCCCAGGACUGUACAUCGCUGUCCAGGCUGUCCUUGCUCUGGCAGCCUCCUGGACCUCCAGACAGGUUGGAGAGAGGACACUCACGGGGACUGUGAUUGACAGCGGGGACGGGGUCACUCACGUCAUCCCAGUGGCAGAGGGCUACGUGAUUGGCAGCUGUAUAAAGCACAUCCCCAUCGCUGGGCGGGACAUAACCUACUUUACCCAGCAGCUCCUGCGGGAGAGGGAGGUGGGGAUUCCGCCAGAGCAGUCCCUGGAGACCGCCAAAGCAGUGAAGGAGCGCUUCAGUUACGUGUGCCCCGACUUGGUGAAAGAGUUCAACAAGUACGACACAGACGGGUCCAAAUGGAUCAAGCAGUACACCGGCAUCAACUCCAUCAGCAAGAAGGAGUUCACCAUCGACGUGGGCUACGAGCGCUUCCUGGGGCCCGAGAUCUUCUUCCAUCCCGAGUUUGCAAACCCAGACUUCACCCAGCCCAUCUCAGAGGUGGUGGACGAGGUCAUUCAGAACUGCCCCAUCGAUGUCAGACGCCCCCUCUACAAGAACAUCGUCCUCUCCGGAGGCUCCACCAUGUUCCGGGACUUCGGCCGGCGUAUGCAGCGGGACCUGAAGAGGACGGUGGACGCCCGGCUGAAGAUGAGCGAGGAGCUGAGCGGCGGGAAGCUGAAGCCGAAGCCCAUCGACGUGCAGGUCAUCACUCACCACAUGCAGAGAUACGCCGUCUGGUUCGGUGGAUCCAUGUUAGCCUCAACACCGGAAUUCUACCAAGUGUGUCACACCAAAAAGGAUUACGAGGAGAUCGGGCCCAGCAUCUGCCGCCACAACCCCGUGUUCGGGGUCAUGUCCUAGGCCCUGCCCCCAGCGCUGAGUAGGGAAAAGGAUUCUGGGGUGGG